AUGUGUCAGAUCCCACGAGUUGUAAGGGAUCUCCAUACAGAAGAGAAGUUCUUUUUCAAAGCAGGAGAUAAAAGGCAUGGAUUUCGCAGAGAAGUUGAGAUUUUGGCCAAGUUGAAAAGAAUCUCUGAGCAUGACCCUGAACUGCGAACUUCGCGGAUUGUAGGCUUAGUCAACUGGGACGGGCAAGAAUCAGUUCUCAUGGGUAUGCUGCUGGAAAAUAUCGAGGGAAUCACGCUCCAUAAAGCAAUAAUGGACGCUUCGAUCGAUGAGAAACGUAAAUGGAUGGACCAGAUUGAAGCGACUGUUAAGAGUCUACAUGGGUAUGGAAUUGUUUGGGGGGAUGUGAAGCCGGACAAUGUCAUGAUUGACUCUUCUGGAGACGCUAUUUUGAUCGAUUUUGGCGGUGGAGGGACGCUCGAGUACGUGGAUUUGGAACACCACGAAACAAAAGAGGGAGACUUGCAGGGGUUAAAACGGCUCAGAUCAAAUUUUAUUUGUUGA
Molecule: messenger RNA, 501 nt
Organism: Hymenoscyphus albidus
Lineage: Eukaryota; Fungi; Ascomycota; Leotiomycetes; Helotiales; Helotiaceae
Source: the annotation of a GenBank genome assembly